This is a messenger RNA of Caenorhabditis sp. 36 PRJEB53466, 760 nucleotides long. Lineage: Eukaryota; Metazoa; Nematoda; Chromadorea; Rhabditida; Rhabditidae. The record is from the annotation of a GenBank genome assembly.
AUGAUUCUCCUCGUUUUUCUACUUUUUGUCACGUCACUAUCUCACGCGGCUCCUAAUGGAUUCAAUGAAACCGAAGAGGUAAUUUUAGGCGAUAUUGGUUAAUUUUGCUAGAGCGCACUUCCCUCUCGUUGCAGAUUUUCAGUGCGGCGCCCAACAACACGCCAAUCACAAAAGUGUACAUUUUCGGAAAACCCGUUUAUAUUCGCGAGCCGUUCGUGCUGCCGCAACGGAAUUUGGAGGAGGAGCAGGUAAAAUUGCGAUGAAACUUAAACAUUUAAGUAAAUUUGAGAUAAACUUCUCGAAAUUGUUCGAGGUGAAACGAAAAAGAAGUUCGUACGUCGACGAGGCGAUCGUUUCUCCGGACACUCAGCACAAAACCCGACGAUCUGACCCGAAGUACCCGCUGAAACAGUGCUACACAGAGAGCAGUGGUAGGUCACAAAACAAGAUUGAACAUUUGCAAGGAACCAGUUUAGGUUUCAUGUGCUGUAACCAGAAACUGGAAAAAGUGAUGCACGACACUGUGGCCAAAUUCAAAGGAGCCAAGGCGUGUAACCUGCAAAAAGUGAGUACGAUGCUCCAGGCAAACAGUCAAAGAACGUUCGGCACCGAGUUCGAAGCGCUCACCAGCGUUGGAGAUUUCGCGUCGAAAAUCCAUUUCUACUCGGAUUUUGUGUGUAAAAUGGAGCGCGACGGACGGACGAUGCUCGUCUACGCCACGCCCAACCGACACAAUUAUGCGGUGCCGUAUCAGUUGUAG